GUAAAGUACUCGCAUCAUGCAUAGGUAUGCAAGAAACUGAUGUCACGUCGUUGAUGUGCAGAGCCCUGUCAUCAAGGCACUGUCCGAGAACUAGCACCAUUCCAGGGUCGUUGACACAUAACUUGCUCGUGCAAGUAGAACACCGCCAAGUAUUGUAUUGUAUCAGAGAUGCCUGCAUCGCGUCCGUCGAAGUAACAAGGUGGUGUGCCGAACGCCUUUAUCACCCUCCCUCCGUCAGGAUCCAAACAGCCCUUAAGCCCCGAAAGGAGAGCCGUAAGGUUCCAUGAGAAGAGAUAGAUCAACUAUUACACGCUAGGCUUUCAUCAUCUAUUGUAUGUUAGCAAAUUGUGCGCAUUAGGC
Molecule: messenger RNA, 360 nt
Organism: Aspergillus pseudonomiae
Lineage: Eukaryota; Fungi; Ascomycota; Eurotiomycetes; Eurotiales; Aspergillaceae
Exons: 1
Coding region: 27-287 (86 amino acids)
Source: RefSeq, a predicted model, not a curated record